AUGUCGUGUCUGGCAUCGUGCUGUGCGUCGAUGACGUGCGGGCUCUGUUCAUCGGUGGCAUCUGGCAUCACAAAACGCUCUGCUAGAAUCGCUUACUGCGCCCUCUUUGGUUUUUCUCUAAUUGUUUCUUGGAUUCUCAGAGAGGUCGCUGCGCCUCUUCUCAAACACUUCUCUUGGAUAAAUACUUCAGAUAACGUGUCGAAUGAAUGGUUCCAGAUCCAGGCUGUUCUUCGUGUCAGCUUGGGGAACUUCUUGUUUUUCGGAGUAUUAGCAGUUAUAAUGAUUGGGAUCAAAGAUCAAAAUGACAGACGUGAUUCUUGGCAUCAUGGUGGAUGGGUUGUUAAGAUGCUCGUUUGGGCUUUGCUAGUCAUCCUCAUGUUUUUCCUACCCAAUGUCAUCAUAACAGUGUAUGGAGUACUUUCAACAUUUGGUGCUGGGUUGUUCUUGUUGGUCCAAGUCAUAAUACUGUUAGAUGCCACACAUUCAUGGAACGAUUCAUGGGUUGCUAAAGAUGAGCAAAAGUGGUACAUCGCCUUGCUUGCUGUAUCAGUAGCAUGUUAUAUUGCAACAUUUACGUUUUCUGGGUUACUGUUCAUAUGGUUCAAUCCGUCCGGGCAUGACUGUGGACUCAAUGUGUUUUUCCUUGUGAUGACCAUGAUUCUUGCAUUCCUUUUUGCUGUCGUUGCUUUACAUCCCAAGGUUAAUGGCAGCCUCUUGCCUGCAUCUGUGAUAUCCGUGUAUUGCGCUUACGUGUGUUAUACGGGUCUCUCUAGCGAACCUCGAGAUUACGUUUGCAAUGCCCUUCACAACAAGUCCAAAGCCGUAACAACGAGCACCCUCGUUCUUGGGAUGCUUACUACAGUCCUUUCAGUUCUGUAUUCCGCUCUUCGUGCAGGCUCCUCAACCACCUUUCUGUCCCCUCCAUCUUCCCCUAGAGCAGGUGGUGAUAAGAAACCCCUUUUAGAGUCGGACGAGCUUGAAUCAGGUAAAGGAAAGGAGAUAAUAGCGCGUCCGGUCAGCUACUCUUACACGUUCUUCCAUCUGAUAUUUGCUCUAGCAAGCAUGUACUCAGCCAUGCUUUUGUCUGGUUGGACGAGUAAUUCUGAUAACCCGGACCUCAUUGACGUGGGCUGGACCUCUGUUUGGGUCCGCAUAUGCACCGAGUGGGUCACGGCAGGGCUCUACCUUUGGUCUCUUGUGGCUCCUCUGAUCUUGCCUGAUCGUGAAUUCUAG
Striga hermonthica is the source of this 1233-nucleotide messenger RNA. NCBI's taxonomy places the organism in Eukaryota, Viridiplantae, Streptophyta, Magnoliopsida, Lamiales, Orobanchaceae. The record is from the annotation of a GenBank genome assembly.